AGCGCCCGGAGCUUGUACUGACUCUAUCGGCUCGUCAUGGCGGCACAGACCCGGGCUCUGGUGUCCUGUCAGUGGCUGGCAGAUGCUAUCAGAAACAAUCUCGUCGGUCCCAAACUUCGCAUCCUCGACACGUCAUGGUACCUCCCGAAAACCAAGCGCAACCCGAGGGCUGAAUUUGUGCAAAAACACAUCCUGGGCUCCUCGUACUUUGACUUGGACGAUUGCAGCGACAAGACCUCUGCUUUUGAUCACAUGCUGCCAACUUCCAGCCACUUCUCCCAGUAUGUAGGAGAUCUGGGUAUUGGGAAUGACACGCAUGUAGUAGUGUACGACACCAGUGGCUUUGGGUCGUUCUGCGCGCCCCGGGUGUGGUGGAUGUUCCGGUUGUUUGGACACAGGUCGGUAUCGGUGCUGGACGGGGGCUUCAAGAACUGGCUGGCUGAGGACCAUCCGGUGUCUUCUGACUACUCCAAGCCGGAGUUUAGGGAGUUCAAAGCGACCCUGAAUGCUUCGUGGGUGAAGAGCUAUGAAGACAUGCUGGAGAACAUUAGGACCAAGAAGGUGCAGGUUGUGGAUGCCAGGUCAGCAGGUCGAUACAGGGGUGUUGAACCGGAGCCAAGAGACGACACACUGCCGGGUCAUUUCCCCGGUACCAUCAACAUGCCGUUCCCUUCCUUCAUGGACUCCUCGGGGAAGCAGCUGGACACUGAAGGCCUGUCCAAACUGUUCAGCGGGUCGGGGGUGGAUCUGCAGAAGCCGCUCUGGGUUACCUGUGGCUCCGGGGUCACGGCCUGCCACGUUGUUCUGGCCGCUGAUGUGCUCGGUUACCCAGGGGUGUGUGUUUAUGACGGCUCCUGGUCUGAAUGGUUUAAAAGGGCAUCUCCGGAGUAUAUCAUCUCAGAGGGAGAGGGAAAGAAGGUGUGAUAAGAAGCAAGGCUCUUAGUUUUACAAGGGAAAGCUGCCAACAGGAGAGAUAGAUAAAGAGUAUCACAGUAGCCUCAUAGUGUACUUUCUACUGAUUCUGGGGAGAUAGUACACGCUGUAUGCAAACAUUCAGCCCGUUAUGAAACUUAAUAAUUAACUAAACUCGUUUCAGGAGUUAAUAAUCUACUCUACUUAUCCAAUGUAUCUGACUUUUUCUUCUUAGGAAAGUUUCAUAUGUUAGAACGGUUUAGAAUAUCUGGAUAACAUGACAGUUUUGUUUGUGUCUCAAUGUAUCGUAGUUACAGGACUCCAACAUGUAUUAAUAAAGGACACUUUUGAUUUUAAUAAGUGCAAUUUCAUGAUGGAAGCAGGUCAAGUUGAUAUAUCGAUGGAUUUUACAAAUGUGAAAAUAAACGGUUACAGCCUG
Molecule: messenger RNA, 1351 nt
Organism: Eleginops maclovinus (Patagonian blennie)
Lineage: Eukaryota; Metazoa; Chordata; Actinopteri; Perciformes; Eleginopidae
Product: 3-mercaptopyruvate sulfurtransferase-like
Exons: 2
Coding region: 37-924 (295 amino acids)
Cellular component (GO): mitochondrion
Molecular function (GO): thiosulfate-cyanide sulfurtransferase activity
Source: RefSeq, a predicted model, not a curated record